Messenger RNA from Danaus plexippus (monarch butterfly), 1622 nucleotides. RefSeq names its product multiple coagulation factor deficiency protein 2 homolog. The record is from RefSeq and is a predicted model, not a curated record. NCBI's taxonomy places the organism in Eukaryota, Metazoa, Arthropoda, Insecta, Lepidoptera, Nymphalidae. The coding region runs from base 194 to 835 and encodes 213 amino acids. Gene Ontology annotation, molecular function: calcium ion binding. The transcript has 7 exons.
AAAUGACGUGUUAUUAGGUUUCCCAACCAGAUAUUUUAAAACGUCCGCAGAAAUUGAAUAAAAUUUUAUCGAUAACAUCGAUUCGAUAAGCUAUUUUAUCGUGUGUCCACGUAUCACUUAUACAACACAUUAAUUUUACACACCUUCGCGGUGUUUAAAACAAUAUUUGAAACGUGAUAAACGUUUUCAGAAAAUGAUACGUUUAUUGAUAUUACUGGCGGUGCUACAGUGCACAAUAUCGCAGCAGUAUCAGCAGAAAGUAGCCCCGGGAGUACCGCCACAGAAUUAUCAGAACUAUCAACAGCCUCCGCCUCCUCCACCCCCGCAACAGAACUACCAACAACAACAACAGUUCCAACAGCCGCCCCCACAACAAUACCAACAACAGCCACCGCCUCCUCAACAACAGUUCCAACAAGUCCCUGUACAACAACAGGCUCAUGGCCACGGGCACGAUCCUCAACUAUUGAACGCAGCUAACAUCGCACAUGAGAGAGACCACAUCCAAGAGCACCUGGACGUGCCGAUAGACGUGUCCAAGAUGUCGGAGCAAGAGCUGCAGUUCCACUACUUCAAGAUGCACGACGCCGACAACAACAACAAGCUGGACGGCUGCGAGCUCAUCAAGUCGCUCAUCCACUGGCACGAGCAAGGCCAUAAACAGGAACAGCAGCCAGGAGUGCCGCCAGUCGGUGAGAAGAUCUUCAAGGACGAUGAGCUCAUAAAUCUCAUAGAUCCGAUACUGUCAACCGAUGACCACAACCAGGACGGUUACAUAGAUUACCCGGAAUUCAUCAGAGCCCAGCAGAAGAACGCUAACAAGGACGGAAAAUAAUGGCGACACUAUUCUAUUGUCAGUACGAUCUGAAUGGCAACACUGAUAAAGAGAUUCUUAAUACUUCUAGUAAUGACUCAAUGAAGAUUUAUAAUGGGAAGAACAUCUAAACAGCAAACUACCCUUAACCAGGGGUUAAGGCGCGAAUAGUACUCCUAUAUAAUAUUUACAUACACGUUUUCCCUAAAUUAUAUUUCUAUACAGCGGUCCUCAUUUUCUAACAUUCCACUAGUGUUGCCAGCACAAAAGUUGUAUAUAUUUUUCUACGAAGUGCUUCCACAACAUCAAUUUUUUUUUUUUAUAACGAUCUGUAAAAUCUCGAAUUAAAUAAAUCCUUCUCCGUCCGGGAUUUUAUUUAAUAUAAUUAAUUUAUUUAUAAAAAAUAUCUAAUUAUACAAUAUACUCAUUAUCUCAAUGCGAAUUCGCUUCUGGGUUAACAGAUUUGAAGUUUGUCACAAACGUGGGUAGUCUCAAAUAAAACGAAGCUAUUGCUGUCCCUUUCUGUCUUAAGUAAUUUUAUAUACCUAUCUCACAUUACUUCAAAUCUGUAAAAUGCUGUCCUCAUUAUGCAACCAUCUCUUUCUACUGGAUAUUUUUAUAGUUUUAUUCAAAUAUAGCUCCACAGCGUAUAGAGAUAAGAUUCGUUUUACAAUAACCUAAUAUUCUUUCCUUGAUCUAGAAAGACAUGAUUGCGAUUUUGUGAGAAGCUCGAUAUGGGUUUAUAUUUUUGUAUGUAUUUUAUUGGGUUGUGUCUGUCUGUGAGUUGUUGAAUAAAUUUUGUACGGAA